CUAUUAGUAGUCGGAAGAAAUCGAACUCCAACUCAAAAAAUCGAAUAAACUGUCGCUGUGAGAGUUUGGUUGGCUGUGAUUGCAUGCUCCCAUGGCGGCCUCCAAGCUCGCGAUUCUCUCAAUCUUUCUUGCCCUAAUUUGCUCCCAGAUUAGCGCUGACGCUUCAGUCCCGGCGGAGGAAGACGAGCCAGUGAAGCUCCUCCGAUCGGACGGCCCUGAUUCGUCCGUUCUGAAGAUCGAGUUGGAUCAGCUCAGGGCUAAGAUCCACUCCCUAGAAUUCGAGGUCGGUGAGAAGAUUAAGGAACUAAAAGGGAAGAAUGAGCUUAUAGAAGAGAAGGAGAAAGUCAUUCAAGAGAACUCGGAUAGCAUUUCUUCGUUGCAGAGUGAAAUCGAGUCUCUCCAGAAAAAAGGGUCAUUAGAUGCUGAGCAGCUGGUUGGGAAGGCUCAUGCACGUGCCGGUGAACUAGAGAAAAAGGUUAAUGAACUUAACAAGGAAUUACAAUCGCAACGUAAGGAGAAAGAGGGCUUGGAAGCCCGGGCAAAUGAAGCUGAGAAGAAGAUCGAUGUUUUGCUUUUAAAAAUAGGGAAGAUUGAGAAGACUAAUGAUGAGCAGAAGACCAAAAUCCGUAAUACUGAGCGUGCUCUUAAAGUGGCUGAGGAGGAAAUGUUAAGGGCAAAGUUUGAAGCUACUCAAAAAGCAAAAGAGUUAAAUGAGGUGCAUGGAGCAUGGAUUCCACCAUGGCUUGCUGUACAUUUUAUGCAGUGCCAGUCCUUUCUAGAGACACACUGGAAAGUUCAUGGAAAACCGGCAGUGGAUAUUGCAAUUCAGAAGGCUCUGGAGAAAAAAGCCCAGGCUGAAAAGUGGGCUGAGCCCCAUGUGGAAACAUUAAAAACUAAAUGGGUCCCGGCAAUCAAGGAACAAUGGGUGGUGGUGAAGGAUACUGUUGAACCUCAUGUGAAAUCGUUAAGUGCAAAAACUAUUGAAGUUUAUGAGGUUUCAAAGACUACACUAGCUCCACAUGUUCUAAAAGCGCAGGAAGUUGUUGAUCCUUAUUUUCAGGAAGCAAAAAGGUUCAGCAAGCCGUAUGUUGAUCAGGUGGCCACUGUGGCAAAACCUCAUGUCGAUAAGGUUCGAGUAGUAUUGAAGCCUUAUACAAAGAAGGCAGUUAUUGCCUACGAGAAGUUUCUCAAAUCUGCAACAACAUACCAUCAGCAGGUUCAAGGGACAGUAAAAGAUUUGCUGAAGAGGCAUGAACUGACAAGACCUCUUGCUACAAAGGAGUUGGAGUGGUUUGCGGCCUCGGCUUUGUUAGCCCUGCCCAUCAUAAUUCUGUUCAGAAUUUUCUCCUCACUUUUUGGUACAAAGACUAAAAAACCCGUUCGAGGUACCAACCAUACACGACGUAAGGUUAAAAGGGGCCAUCCAGAGAAGUAAGCGCCUACUGGCGUUGUUUACAUGUCCUUUUUUCGUGAAGGUUGAAUCGUCUGCGUAAAAUUUUAGAAACUGUGAUACGCAAGUUCGAUGUUAAGAUAAGUCUAGGAGUUGGUGUGUAGAGUGGGCAGAUUUUACUCAUGUUGUUGAAAGGUGUAUUUUAGUUUCAUCUUUAUUCUUACAGUCACAGCCGAAAGGAUUGUCGUGCCUACCCUUUCUUGUUUUUUAAACUAUAACAUUUGUUCUUCCUAUUUUUAUUUCUUUUUCUUCAUAUCGCGCUUUGUUUUUUCUUUCGAACUUUGAAGCACCGUGGAGAAUCAAUAUUUUAGUGAAGAAGACCGAUUUAUGUGGUUAACAAAGCUAUUGAAUGUUAAUGAUGGUGGUUAAUUUGUG
Pyrus x bretschneideri (Chinese white pear) is the source of this 1825-nucleotide messenger RNA. RefSeq lists its product as uncharacterized. The transcript has 14 exons. Lineage: Eukaryota; Viridiplantae; Streptophyta; Magnoliopsida; Rosales; Rosaceae. The record is from RefSeq and is a predicted model, not a curated record. The coding region runs from base 92 to 1435 and encodes 447 amino acids.